Molecule: messenger RNA, 1665 nt
Organism: Fonticula alba
Lineage: Eukaryota; Rotosphaerida; Fonticulaceae
Exons: 6
Coding region: 37-1524 (495 amino acids)
Biological process (GO): pyruvate decarboxylation to acetyl-CoA
Cellular component (GO): pyruvate dehydrogenase complex
Molecular function (GO): dihydrolipoyllysine-residue acetyltransferase activity
Source: RefSeq, a predicted model, not a curated record
CCCCCCCCGUUUCAUUCGCCCUCUCCCCGGAACACCAUGAACCGCGCCCUCCCCCUCCGCUCCUUCUCCACGCUGGCCCGCGUCGCCUUUUCGGCCGGCCGCGCCCCGGUCGCCGCCCCGAUGAUGCGCUCCCCCGCGGCCGCCGUCCUCGGGUCGCCCUCCUUCGGCUUCUUCGCCUCUCGUUUCUAUUCCUCCUACCCCCGCCACGAGAAGAUCCUGAUGCCCAUGCUGUCGCCCUCCAUGUCCGAGGGUGCCGUGGCCUCCUGGACCAAGCAGGAGGGCGAUGAGAUCACCGCCGGCGACACCAUCGCCAGCAUUGAGACCGACAAGACCGCCGUCGACCUCAACUACCACGAGGAUGCCUUCCUGGCGCGCAUUCUCCUGCCCGCCGGCGAGACCGUUCCCGUCCUGACCCCCAUCGGCAUCGUCACCUUCGACAAGGACGACAUUGCCGCCUUCAAGGACUACAAGGGCGAGGAGGAGGAGGCCGCCAAGCCUGCCGCCCCGGCCGCCGCCGCCCCCACUCCCGCCCCGGCCGCCGCCGCCGCCCCCACCCCCACCCCGGCCGCCGCCCCGGCCGCUGCCUCUGUCGCCACCACCGGCGCCGGUGGCCGCAUCCUGGCCAGCCCCGUGGCUCGGAAGAUCGCCCGCGAGAACAGCCUCGACCUGGCCCAGAUCGCCGGCACCGGCCCGAAUGGCCGCAUUGUCAAGUACGACGUGCUGGAGUUCCUGGAGUCGGGUGCUGCCGCCGCCGCCCCGGCCGCCGUCCCGGCCGCCGUCCCGGCCGCCGCCCCGGUGGCCGCCAAGGCCGCCGCCCCGGUCUACCCCCCGGCCAACGACGACUACACCGAGAUCCCGGUGUCCAACAUCCGCGGUGUGAUUGCCUCUCGCCUGCUCGAGGCCAAGACCACCAUCCCGCACUUCUACCUGACCUCGGACAUCUGCAUGGAUGCCGUGCUGAAGCUGCGCAAGGAGCUCAACGCCCAGGCCGAGUCUUCGCUGUCGGUCAACGACUUCAUCAUCAAGGCCGCCUCCCGGGCCCUCCUCCGCGUCCCGGAGGCCAACAGCGCCUGGGCCGGCAGCGUCAUCCGUCGCUACACCAAUGCCGACAUCUCGGUUGCCGUGGCCACCGACAACGGCCUGAUUACCCCGAUUGUCCGGAACGCCAACCAGCUCGGCCUGGAGUCCAUCAGCACCACCGUCAAGGAUCUGGCCACCCGCGCUCGUGCCGGGCGCCUGGCCCCUGCCGAGUUCCAGGGCGGCACCUUCACCAUCAGCAACCUGGGCAUGUUCGGUGUGCGCGACUUCGCCGCCAUCAUCAACCCCCCGCAGUCGUGCAUUCUGGCCGUCGGCACUGUUGAGCGCCGCGUCGUCCCGGCUGCCGACUCCGAUGCCAUCACCACCAAGCAGAUGAUGAGCGUCACCCUGAGCUGCGACCACCGUGUGGUUGACGGCGCCGUCGGUGCUCGCUGGCUCCAGGAGUUCAAGGCCUUCCUGGAGAACCCCAUCCGCAUGCUGAUGUAAGCGCGCGCAGCCGGUCGCAUCCGCGCCCCGCUCUCGCCGCGCGCACCCUCCCCCCCCCCUCUCUCCUCUUUGUCUCCCCGUGCUGCCGCCUUGCGUCUCGGCGGGCGGAGCCCCGGACCGUGGGGGGGGGGGUGGGGGGGG